Messenger RNA from Cydia fagiglandana, 1004 nucleotides. RefSeq lists its product as uncharacterized. The coding region runs from base 155 to 877 and encodes 240 amino acids. The transcript is spliced from 5 exons. Gene Ontology annotation, cellular component: lysosomal membrane. Lineage: Eukaryota; Metazoa; Arthropoda; Insecta; Lepidoptera; Tortricidae. The record is from RefSeq and is a predicted model, not a curated record.
UUUCCGAACAUGUAACAGGCAAGUUAGUAUUGAUGGUUCUAUUAUUUGUGAUGGAUGUUAGUCCUAAAUCUCAAGUUAUACCUACAUAGUGUAGUUCCAGAAAACAAUUUACAAAAAAUCAUGUAAAAUGUACAAGUUUUAAGAGUAUUUAAAAAUGGCAUUUGUUUAUAGCUGUUGCUUUUGGUUUUCUUUACGCUUGGGCGGUAUUUUGAUCGGUAUAUUUUCUUUAGUGCAGGCCUUGAUAGUAUUGAUCGGGUGCGCCCUGGCUUACACACACCCCGACCAAGCGAAGGAUAACAUCGCGAUGUGGACUCACAACAUGAUAUUAAUUUAUACAAAGGAUUAUAUAGAUGAUAUUUUGACACAUUUCAACCGGUAUAUCACUUACGGGAUAACAGUCACGUGUUUGUACAUAUUGACAUGUAUCUUAUUCAUUUACGGGGCAUAUACGUUCCAGAACAUCCUCCUCAUUGGAUUUAUCCUGGCAGAGCUAAUCCGGCUGCUAUUUUUGUCAGCCCUGGUGGCCACAGGCUUACUGGUUCUCAAGCAGAACACUAUGGACAUAGGACUUCUCAUCGGCGCUAGUGUCGCCGGCGGCUUUCUUCUUUUGGGAAUGUUUUACCUAUGGGUGUGCGCUCUGAAUUUGCCGGUGCUGAUAAAUGAGAUGGAACGUGACGAGCAAGCAGCGACCAUCGCGAAGCUACGACAAGUCCUCGAGAUGACCAACUCCAACCAACUGAGGGCCGCUCAGGGGCUGGACGACCCUAUACCGCUGGCCAACGACAAGAUUCGGGGACCGAUAUACACAGUGCCGCGGAAAAAAGGAAAUGAAUUUGUCUCGAGGAUUCCUGUAUCGUUUUAUUCGAACGUGAACUGAAAUGAUAAAACUUUAUUAAUUGCAAGCUUUACACUAAAUAGCCUCUUGCAAAUUCAUAAAAACUACCUACCUGCCUACCUGCAGAUUACUAGACUAGUCGUGAUUCUAAUAAUAUGUACCUAAAAUC